GUGGGGGAAUCGAUUUCAAGAUACCGAUUCGCGGAUCGAUCCCGGGGGAUGCUGCCACUUCUACCGCGGUGCGGGCGGUCGCUGCUGCUGCUGCGAGGCUACCCGGCGAGGAGGUUAAUUUCCAGUCACAUGACCAUGACGGCCUCGGUGGCCGUGAGAUCCGUAGCUGAGGACGUUGUGAAGUCGGUGGAGGAUCGGAGGGAGUAUCGUGGCCUUGAGCUGAAUAAUGGCAUGCGUGUUCUCCUCGUACGGGACCCAAGCACAGACAAGGCCUCGGCGGCACUGGAUGUACACAUCGGUUUCUUAUCGGACCCCGACAACAUCCCUGGACUGGCUCAUUUCUGCGAGCACAUGCUUUUCCUGGGAACGAAGAAAUACCCACAGGAGAAUGAGUACAGCCAGUUCCUGAACGAGCAUGCGGGCAGCUCCAAUGCUUUCACCAGCGGCGAGCACACAAACUUCUACUUUGAUGUGUCGCACGAGCACCUGGGCGGCGCCCUUGACAGGUUUUCCCAGUUCUUCCUGUGCCCACUCUUCGAUGCAAGCUGCAAGGAUCGCGAGGUCAAUGCGGUGGACUCGGAGAACGAGAAGAACCUCAUGAAUGACUCCUGGAGGCUCUUUCAGCUGGAGAAGUCGACUGGAAACCCGACUCACCCGUUCAGCAAGUUUGGCACAGGAAACAAGAACACGCUCUCGACCAGACCUUCGGAGCUCGGAUUAGAUGUCAGAGAUGAACUGUUAAAAUUUCAUUCCAACUAUUACUCAUCCAACCUCAUGUCACUCUGCGUGCUUGGGAGAGAACCACUGGAUGAGAUGAUGGAGAUGGUUGUGAAGCUGUUUGCUCAGGUAGAGAAUAAGAACGUGCCCAUCCCGGAUUUCCCUGAGCACCCCUUUCAGGAGGAGCACCUCAAGCUGAUAUACAAGGUGGUGCCUGUAAAGGACAUCCGGAACCUCUAUGUAACGUUUCCUAUCCCGGACCUGCAGCCACAUUACAAGUCCAACCCUGGCCACUAUCUGGGCCACCUCAUUGGCCAUGAAGGGCCAGGGAGUUUGUUGUCGUUCCUGAAGACCAAAGGCUGGGUGAACAUGCUCGUCGGAGGACAAAAGGGUGGCGCUCGCGGGUUCAUGUUCUUCAUCAUCAACGUGGACCUCACAGAGGAAGGACUCGAGCACGUUGACGAAAUAGUGCUGCACAUGUUUCAGUACAUCAACAUGCUGCGGAAGGAAGGACCAGUCCAGUGGAUUUUUGAGGAAUGCAAGGACCUCGGAACGAUGGCGUUCAGAUUUAAGGACAAAGAGCGGCCCCGCAACUACACAUCACACAUCACCGGCUUGCUACACUACUACCCUAUACGGGAGGUGCUCGCUGCAGAGUACCUGCUGGAGGAGUUCCGGCCGGACCUCAUUGAAAUGCUGCUGGACAAGUUGCAACCGCACAACAGCAGGAUUGCUGUCGUAGCAAAGGCGUUUGAAGGGCACACUGACCAGGUGGAGCGGUGGUAUGAGACCCAGUACAAGCAGGAGAGCGUCUCGGAAGAAACCUUUACGAAGUGGCAGAAUGCUGGUCUCAAUGAGCACUUCACUCUUCCCAUGAAGAACGAAUUCAUCCCGACCAUCUUCGACAUCCUGCCGCUGAAGGAAGAGAACACCCACCCCUACCCGCAGCUCAUUAAGGAUUCUGCCAUGAGCAAGCUGUGGUUCAAACAGGACGACACCUUUCACUUGCCCAAGGCCUGCCUCAACUUUGAGUUCUUUAGUCCCUUCGCGUACGUGGACCCGCUGCACUGCGACAUGGCCUACCUGUACGUGGAGCUACUCAAAGACUCGCUCAACGAGUACGCCUAUGCGGCCGAUCUCGCGGGCCUCAGCUACACCCUGCAGAAUACCGUCUACGGCAUCCACUUGUCAAUCAAAGGUUACCAAGACAAGCAGCCUCUGCUGCUCAGGAAGAUUAUCGAGAAGAUGGCAACAUUUGAAAUUGAUGAGAUGCGAUUUGAAAUCAUCAAGGAAGCGUACCUGCGGUCUCUGAGCAACUUCCGCGCCGAGCAGCCACACCAGCACGCCAUGUACUACCUGCGUCUUCUCAUGACAGAACUGGCCUGGACUAAGGAGGAGCUUCGCGAUGCACUUGAAGACGUCACCGUAUCCUGCCUACAGGCAUUCGUGCCGCAGCUGCUGUCCAGGUUGCACAUGGAGUGCCUCUUUCAUGGGAACGUGGAUAAGGAGGGUGCCCUGGAGACGAUGGCCAUGGUGGAGGACACGCUGGUACGGUUGGCUCACAGCAAGCCACUGCUACCCAGCCAGCUCACACGCCACCGUGAGGUGCAGCUGCCCGACGGCCGUUGGUUCGUGUACCAGAGGCGUAACGAGGUGCACAACAACUGCGGGAUCGAGAUCUACUACCAGACGGACCUGCAGACAACGCACGACAACAUGCUGCUUGAGCUCUUCUGCCAGAUCGUGUCGGAGCCCUGCUUCAACACCCUGCGCACCAAGGAGCAGCUGGGCUACAUCGUGUUCAGCGGGCCGCGGCGGUCGAGCGGCGUGCAGGGCCUACGCUUCAUCAUCCAGUCGGAGAAGCAGCCGCACUACCUGGAGAGUCGCGUGGAGGCGUUCCUGCACGCCAUGGGGCGGCACGUGGCCGACAUGACGCCCGACGCUUUCGCCAAGCACGCGAGCGCCCUCGCCGUGCGCCGCCUCGACAAGCCCAAGAAGCUGAGCACCGAGUGUGGCAAGCACUGGGGAGAGAUCAUCUCGCAGCAGUACAACUUCGACCGAGACAACAUUGAAGUAGCUCAUUUGAAGACACUGACCAAGGAUGACGUCUUUAAGUUCUACCAGGAGCUCCUGUCGGUUGACGCAGCUCGACGCCACAAGAUCUCUGUCCACGUGCUGUCACGCGAGAUGGAAUCCUGUCCUGUCGUCGGAGAGUUCCCGUGCCAGAAUGAUGUGAGCCUCACACCCGCACCACCUUUGCCCCAGCCUACAGUGAUCGAGGACACCAACGACUUCAAGCGAGGCCUCCCCCUCUUCCCACUCGUAAAGCCGCUCUACGGCAAGAUCACGGCCAAGCUGUGAGGGGCGCAGCAGAGCCUGCCACUGCAUGUGGCACCCAUGCAGGGCUCGUCAGAUGGUGCUCCCACCUGGAAAGUCUGGUGGCCGUUUCAGCCCCACGUCUGAAAGGUUUGGUGCAGGGGUUUUGACUGGUGAUACUUUGAAAUCGGGGUGGGAUAAGCAAGCAUUUAAAGGCAACACGUUCCAGGGUCACAAACAUGGUUUUUCAUAGGAUGUCAAUAACAGUUAUAUUGGAUAUCACCACAAGCAGUUCCAGAAAAACGAAAUACUAAACUGCCCCCACCCAUUUAGAAACAUUUACUCCAUGGUCAAAUAAGACAAUUGUUUCCCAUCAGCUUAAUGGUAAAAUGGGCAACUAGGAAUUGUAUUGAUGGUCUGCUUAUGAUGGCAGCAUGAAUUAGCAUGAAAUAGUAAAUGGCUAGAAUGCCCCUUGGAAUAGAAAGGCCCUCUACCCGUUGUGAUGUAAACAUGAGCUGAACAUAAGACCCUUUCCAUUUUUCCCUGUUACUGCAGUUUGACCUAAACAUUUGACCAGAAGUUACACAGCAUGACAUUGGUUUGGCACUAUGAGCACCUGCACUUAGGUCCAAAGGGUAAGCCAGGGCAUCUGCAACAUACCGACCCGUUUGAGGAAUACAGGUCUGCUGCCUGUAACCAAAAGCAGUGGCAGCAUGGUAGGAAUUAAAGAGAUGUCCACCACCAUCACACGUCAGCUGGUCAGUUAGCACUGCUAAGUGAAUUACUCAGGUCAUUACUGAAGUAGCAACCUGUACUUAUUUCCCAGUACAGUAAAACCUUGGAUUGUGAGUAACUUGGUCUGCGAGUGUUUUGCAAGAUGAGCAAAUUUUUAAAAUAAAUAUUUGAUAAACGAGCGAGGUCUUGCAAUACGAGCAGUAGGGUAUACGCUUUGUCUGCCGAGUGUCACGUGAUCACAACUGAUAUACGAGUGCUUUGGAUUACAAACACGUUUCCGGAACGGAUUAUGCUCGCAAUCCAAGGUUUUACUGUACAUCGGUUUUCCUUUUGUUUGGCUAUGAAUGCAACUUACAUUUGUGUGUUAAGUUUUAAGUCUGAGUUAAACAUGAAUGCAGUACUUCACAAAACCUUUUCUAUUCGUCCGUGGCGGUGAUGGCCCCAUUGGACGAGUUGCGUUUCUAAAAAGCAAUACCAAUUAAACCUUUGCAAGUGGUACUGGUGAGGCUAAAACACUGUCCGCAACAUCUCCCUUUCGUGUGCAGAUGGCCUGUCUUCAUGCAACCCAUGUGGCUACAGUAAUAAUAAUGUGGCUCAGCCUGUUAAUGGUUCUCUAGCACGUUGUCAUGCUGCGUCUUUUUUUGCAAACAGCUUAACAGACCAUUAGCGUGUGUGGGCAGUGUCCAAAUUAUUUUGAAAAAAAUACAUUAUCAAGCAUAAAGAUUUAAAAGUAUGCUCUGUGCAAAUAUCACAUAAUCAGUAUCAAGCAGUCCAUACCAUUAAUCUGUACAUGAUUGGCAUGCAAAUACAGCUGUGGUGUUCAAACAUUGCUACGCUCACCAGGCCCUAGUGCCGAACCCAAACCCUUCACAUUAACAUUUGCCCGUAGCCUUUACAUUUAUCACAGAAGUGUGAAAUGUUCCAUACUAGAUGAGCAGUCAAAAUGCUGAAAAAGUGAGAUGGUAAUCAAAAUGCCAACCUAAUAUUCAAUUUAUAUUAAAGGCCCAUUUAUAUGUAGAGUAAUACCAAUAUAAAUGAUAAUGGGGCUUGAGAGGGCUGAGAUAUUGCAAGGUAAAGUCGGCACUUUUAACAUGUUAUUAAAACCAGCGAUGAACCCUUGUUCAGUUUCACUUCUCAUGGUCCUUAAGAAGUGAAAUACCUCCGAUUCAUAAAAAAAUUUACAUCUUGCACAAGGCUGUCAAAACAUAGUUUUGCAAACUUGUGUCUAUACAAGUCAGCCGUGUUAAGCUAUUAUACCUGUUUAUAACUUUAAAAGGUAGCAAUUUAAAUUUUUAGAUAGCAAUAGUUUUUUAAUUAACAGUAAUGCCCUCCUCCUUGCCUAGAUACCCCAAGAACUCACCCCAGGCAGGAGAUUGGGAAUCUGUGCAGGCUCUUAAAUCUGUCAUUGAAUAAAAAAAUACACAUAUCAAACCAUCCUGCACAUGAACAAGGACGUAGAUUGUAGUUAAAUAAUGAGCCUUUUUGCUUCACAAACAUUUCAGCACUCCAUGUGCUAAUUAAGUCGGUCACCAUUCUUUACCCACCCCCCAGCAUAGCACCAUCAUUUUUUAAACUUGCUGCACCACAUUUAAACAAGUCAGAACAGUUGGAUGUGCAUCGUAUCCGUGCAUUUCCGGACAAGUUUUGAAAUACAGUCGUCUUCUACCUGGUUUAACCUCUGCAUUGAUGUUCUAGGCUAAAUAAUUGCGUGUCCAUUCACUACAUUAGCAAUCUUACUCAAAUAAGCACACCACUUAAUAUUCGAAUAUUGAGUUUCCUGAUAGUAAAGCAAUUUGGCCAUUUCAUGUCUUUAACAAUGCUCUUCAGGAACACACCACCAAUAACCACGUUUAUCUAUUGCUGCUCAUGAAAGUAUUUGACUAAAUAUGAAGACCAGGUACAAUGCCAAUUAACAUGCAGUAGAAAAAAAAUCUGCAAUGUGCAAUCAUUUAACUGAUAAAACCAAGAAUUCUGAGCAAGUGAACAAUGGAUGCAUGUUAAACUAUGGUCUGGUGAGUGGAAAUCACAGUUGUGCCACUACCCAUCUGUCUUGUCUUCACUGAGGUGCACAAAUUCCCCCAAUAAAACCAAAGCCGAAGUCUUCAAACCAGAGUGCUGUGACCAACGGCAUGUGCACAGCCUACAAGACAUCACUGCACACGUGGAAUAUAGCUUGGCCCAGCCAAGUGCCAUCUGUUGAAGGCAUGACCACUCACACCAUCUGGCUCUGCCAAUACCAAGCCAGUCUGAGGGAGAUAAGAAUUAAAAAAUUAAUGUUUUAUUUUAAGUUGUUACACGAAAGAUUUUUUGAAAUGUUUAAAUAAAAAAUAAAAUCUAAUUUGUUCAUUUGUACAUCUUCAUAUUUAAAACUAUGACAUGUGUGAUGUAAACUACAGCUACUGCAGUUGUAUUUAUUAUACAAAAAGUACUAAUCUUUGGGAUGUAAUUUCUUAAAGUUGCAAAUUAGUUUUACCACAUGACAUCACCACGAUCUCAGGUGAAUGUACACUAUUAACCAGUUCUGUACUAUACAAAGUGUGAAUAAAUUACCACACACA
Molecule: messenger RNA, 6326 nt
Organism: Petromyzon marinus (sea lamprey)
Lineage: Eukaryota; Metazoa; Chordata; Hyperoartia; Petromyzontiformes; Petromyzontidae
Gene: IDE
Product: insulin degrading enzyme
Biological process (GO): peptide catabolic process; amyloid-beta metabolic process; hormone catabolic process
Cellular component (GO): peroxisomal matrix; mitochondrion; cytosol
Molecular function (GO): metal ion binding; metalloendopeptidase activity
Source: RefSeq, a predicted model, not a curated record